Molecule: messenger RNA, 11098 nt
Organism: Protopterus annectens (West African lungfish)
Lineage: Eukaryota; Metazoa; Chordata; Ceratodontiformes; Protopteridae
Gene: HDAC7
Product: histone deacetylase 7
Exons: 25
Coding region: 1231-4338 (1035 amino acids)
Biological process (GO): chromatin organization; negative regulation of transcription by RNA polymerase II
Cellular component (GO): histone deacetylase complex
Molecular function (GO): histone deacetylase activity
Source: RefSeq, a predicted model, not a curated record
GAGUGUGUGUAUGUGUUUGUGUAUGUGUGUGUCAGUAUCACUGGCUUGCGAUACGAAGUCUAUUUCGAGCGAGCUCCUCCCUCUUGCUGCUAUUUCUGGCAGGGCGGCAGGACAAUCCGGGGCUCCUGUUUGUACCCGGUUAAGACUAAGAAGUGAAAUAAACGUCACCCAAUACGGGUGGGAAGUCAUCUAGCAGCUUUUCCGAAUACCAGUGGGGAUUUGUUAUCAGUAGGCACGGCAGAAUAAAAAUAUACGUUCCUCUAUAAAAAGCUGCCAGCAUCUCAGAGUGCGAUCUUACAUUAAUACUGUGACAACAGUCCAAAGGGACAAUAUUCGAGCACUGUCUUUGAGCGGGCGGAAGAUCCCUAAUCCAUAAUUCAGGUACGUCGUGGUCUACAAAGGUGACUGCAGUGCACGGACAGAAUCGGAGGGGUGUUUGUCCGGCGGUGCAGGACGAGAGGUGGAUUGAAAAGGCAGACCUUCGUCAGGCAGCAUCUCUCGUAUGCAGGGUGGUGUGUGUUUGUGUGCACCCCCAUUGGCAGCAGUGGGGUUCGAACGUUGUCCUGAGUGUUUGACAGCGAUAGAGUGCACCUCCCACUAGGGAGCCCUGUUCUGUCAAGAUAGUAACUUUGCAGUUAUUAGUUACUUCUUGUAAACUUCAUUGAACGCGACGAGUAAGGAGGAACAGGAAGACGCGCCCGUUUCUGAAGGGCUACUGUCUCUCUCCGUGGGACAAUAUCUUGGCGAUCGCUGAAUGGAGUAGGGGGCUUCUCAUCGGGUGCAGCUUACUACUGCUAAAGCUGGAGUUUCAGGCAUUUGGACAAAGGACUGAUAUUUGCAGGUCGCGGUGGCGGCCGAGGACGCUGAAAGUACUGUUGGUUUCUGAUGCACUUGUGAUCGGAUUUCUGCUUUGUAGUGAUCUGCUUGACAUUCGGACAGGAUCCCACAUGCCAACGGUGGUGCUGCACGUUUUUUUGAAAUAGUUCAGAUCAGACGGCGAGCUCCUUACUGAGGCGGUGCAGCAGGUGUCGGUGGAGUCAUCCAGGUUGAUCUGGGAAUUAGAGCUCAGCAACAAGGUGCUUGCUAACUGAGAAGGCAAACGUGGUUGGCACUAGUCCAGUUGCUUUUUUCAAUGUUUGGGCCUGAGCCAGGUGGACCGGGUCCUUUGCCUAAUCACCAGCAACGCGUAUUGUAUCCCUUGCAUCCUUGGACCCUGCAGAUCAGCUCUCCAUGCCAGGCUUGCUUCAAAUGUUAAACACUAUUUAUGAGUCCGAGUCUUGUUUCUCGGCGGCAGAUGGGACCAAACGGAGUGGACCGACCGUAAGAACAGCCCAAGCCAGCCGUUCAGCCGACGCAGCUGAUGUGAACCCCAGCAUAAACCAGAUCUGCCCACAGACUGUCCCCAUGGAUCUCCGCAUAGGUUCCCGUUCAGUGAAGCACACUUCUGAUGCAGCAGUUUACCAGUUCAAGCAUUCACAGCCGUUAUCCCACCCACACCAGUUCCUGAUCAACAGUUUUCAUCCAGCCCUAGGCACACAACCUUCUCAGCAGCAACUUCAUUCACAAGCAAGGGUCAAUAUGGAACAGCAAUAUCCAAGACUAGAAGACGACAAACAGCAUAAUAAUCUACGACAGCUCAUCAACAAGGACAAAAGUCGACAGAGUGCUGUUGCAAGCCAGGCAGUAAAGCAGGAGCUUAAAAAAGUCAUUCUGCAGAAACAGAAGGAUGCUCAACAGCGACACAAUACAAGCAAUGUCAAGAUCCCCACCACUCCGUACAGAGUGCUUGCACCUCGUCCAGAUACUGAAUGCCCACCGUUGGCAGUUCAUUCCCCACCUGUUCAACCAGCUGCUACAAAUGUGGCAGACACCGAAGGAGGGCAGUUUCCAUUACGGAAAACAGUGUCUGAGCCCAACCUGAAAAUGCGCAAUAAACUGAAUCUUGAGCGACGCAAGAGCCCACUGGUAAAGAAAGCCAGUGCACCAUCUAACCUAAAGAGAAAGACAACAAAUGAAGGUGUAGAUUCAUCUCCCAGCAGUAGCAGUACACCUGUAUCUGGAUGUAGCUCUCCAAAUGACAAUAUUCCUUUGCAAAAUGGAGUGUUCUCUUCCAUUCCAGGACUGUCGCAUGAGACCCCCUUGGCUCAACGCUUGAUGAUGCAAGAGGGCACAUCGCUGGUGCAGGUCGCUAUGGCUAACUCACCUCCACUUCCUACCAUUACUCUGGGGCUACCUGCAGCACCUAUGUCAGUGGGAGAUGCUGAACGGAGGGCAUCCCGAGUUACUGGUUUGAAUGGCCCAGUUUUGGCUAGUUCCCACACUCCAGUAAUUGUCUCAGCUGGACUCGACCAUGAUCCCACCAGCCCCUUGUCCCCUCGCCUAAUCAUCUUGGACCAAACCAUUCCUGGUCUUGGACAGAUACCUUUCCACUAUGCACAUCCUGUUGUUACUGUUCCAGGAAACCACAAGCCACUAAUCCGAACGCGCUCUGAACCACUGCCCCAAAACUCAAAAGUCUUACAGCAUCACCUUUAUUCUCCACAGCAACAACAGCAUGCGUUAUUCUUAGAGAGGCUUAAACAACAGACGCAGCAGGAACAGAUUAUGAAGAAAUCCAGUGAAAAAAGACGUUUACAUCAAAUUCCUUCUGAGGAGCUAGAUCCAGAUGAACAUGCAGCAGGAGAAGGAGUAAUUGAGGUGCGAAAACAGCAGAGUGGUACUCCGCCUAGGUGCCCUGAGUCCCAGAGAGGAGUUGUCAGCGAGUCAGAACAGGAUCGAGCUCAGCAGUUAUAUCAGCAGCAACAGGAACUGAUCUUACAGCAGCAAGCCAUUCUUUGGGAACGUCACCAGCGGAUCCAGCAGAUGACAUGGCCGUCCCCAGUGGAGAACAUGGCAGUUCCUUUGAUGUCUGCUGGUCACCGGCCUCUUUCAAGGGCACAAUCUUCCCCUGCUGCAGCUACAGUCUCUCUUCCUGUUCAAGAGACAUCUUCCAAGACACUCCCACUUCCUGUCCCAGAGCCUCCUGCAAAGACUCGAUUUACAACCGGUCUUGUGUAUGACUCAUUAAUGCUAAAGCAUCAGUGCUCCUGUGGUGAUAACAGUAAUCAUCCAGAACAUGCUGGAAGAAUUCAAAGCAUUUGGUCCCGCCUCCAAGAAAGAGGUUUGCGCAACCAGUGUGAGUGUAUUAGGGGAAGGAAGGCCACUUUGGAGGAGCUGCAGUCAGUCCACACAGAACGGCAUGUGUUGCUGUACGGAACCAAUCCACUGAAUCGACUGAAGCUGGAUAACCGAAAACUAGCAGGAAUCUUAUCCCAAAGGAUGUUUGUCAUGCUGGCUUGCGGAGGUGUUGGGGUGGAUAGUGACACAAUCUGGAAUGAUCUACACUCCCCAAAUGCAGCUCGCUUGGCAGCCGGCAGUGUUAUCGAGCUAGCAUUUAAGGUGGCUACCAGAGAGCUAAAGAAUGGUUUUGCAAUUGUGAGACCCCCAGGACAUCAUGCAGAUCCUUCCACGGCCAUGGGGUUCUGUUUCUUUAAUUCUGUGGCCAUCACUGCAAAGCAGCUACAGCAGAAGCUGAAUGUAAGCAAGAUACUCAUUGUGGACUGGGAUGUUCAUCAUGGCAAUGGGACGCAGCAGGUUUUCUACAAAGACUGCAAUGUGCUUUAUAUCUCUCUGCAUCGUUAUGAUGAUGGAAACUUCUUUCCAGGUAGUGGGGCACCUGAAGAGGUUGGCAGUGGGCCUGGUGAAGGAUUUAAUGUCAAUGUGGCAUGGACUGGAGGUGUCGAUCCCCCCAUGGGAGAUCCUGAGUACCUUGCAGCAUUUAGAUCAGUGGUGAUGCCUAUUGCUCAUGCCUUUUCACCUGAUAUUGUACUUGUGUCAGCAGGAUUUGAUGCAGCAGAUGGACAUCCAACUCCACUGGGUGGAUAUAAAGUGUCUGCCAAAUGUUUUGGUCACAUGACACACCAGCUAAUGAACCUGGCAGGAGGGCGUGUAGUUCUUGCCCUGGAAGGUGGUCAUGACCUCACUGCAAUCUGUGAUGCAUCUGAAGCCUGCAUCUCUGCUUUGUUGGGAAAUGAGCUGGACCAAUUACCUGAUGAGGUAUUAAGGCAGCGACCAAAUAUCCAUGCUGUCCGUUCCCUGGAAGCCGUAAUAGAAGUACAAAGUAAAUACUGGAAGGUAGUGCAGCGAUUUGCUCCCACUAUAGGGUGCUCAUACUUAGAAGCCCAAGCACAUGACAGAGAAGAGGCUGAAACUGUCACUGCAUUAGCAUCGCUAUCUGUUGGGGUAACCCAAGCAGCCACUCAGCAGAAAAGGUCUCAGGAGGAGCCAAUGGAAGAGUAGCAACUCAGCAGCCCUGUGAUGAGAUGGCCUGCACAAGGAAGAAUAUACUUCAUUUAUAUUCUCUGAUAUUUCUUGUAUCACCCAAAAAUAACAGCGCUCACCUGUUAACGGGCAGCUCACAUUUUAAUCAGAUGGUGCAUGCUAGAACUCAGGAGGACCAAAAUAAAGAUGUUACAAUUCUUAUACUCACACAAAUACUUGGUCUUAAAAAAAUGUAUGUAUUUUGCUGUUUAUUCUUGGAAAAGAUUUUGAUACUCUGGAACCAGAAUUUUCUGUCCAUCAAAAGUAGACUGAAGUAUUGUUCUAUUCUACCAGCAUACUCUGCACUCCAAAGUUUCCCCAGACCCUGCCUCUCACUGAGGGUGGUAACUUUGACAUAAAAUGAAUGGAUGUCGAACAGGAACGUCAAAAAUCGGGAGUCGUAUCACAAAGAAAGGCUUUAUAGCUGUUUUUGACACAAAUGGCUGAAUUCAUGUGCCUUAAAGCAAUAUUCGUAACUGGCCACCGAGCUAAGCAGAAGGCUAAUGCUUUUUUUUAACACACACAAAUUUGCAGUUAUCUUGUUUCUGAGUGAGAACAAUUAAGCAUGGUCAAAGAGAGGGGACAAAGACCACAUGAAUAUUUUGUUUUUAUUGUAAGCGACUAUGAGGCAUAUGACACUGCUUUGAAGUUACUCUGCAUCUCUGAAGGUCUACCAUGCUGGAAAGAACCUCGAAGUUUUAGAUUUGGCUUUCACAGUAGAACCCAGUCCUGAAUCAAUUUUGUCAGAAUGCAUGGUUGAAAUGUCUGCAUAGCAUAGACAAACAGAGUUCAUCUUGUCAUUUAAAAGGGGAAGAAAUGUUAUUUGAACAGGUAAAGCUACUGUGAAGGACAGAGGGCUCAAAUUAUGCUUGUUGCUCACCAGACUAGAAGUUCAUGAAAUACACUCCCAAAAAUGACAUCACAGGAUCUAUUGAAUCCUUAGGGAACUGAAUGUCUGUCCUUCAUUGUUGUUAGCUGAUCUGUUACUUUGCACUAUACAUGCAUUCCAGGACAAUGUGAACAAAGAACACCUUUUUUAAAGAACAUGGAUACAAGUCUUUCUUCAGUGGGUCUUUCGAAGUAGCCACUAACAUUUUCCCCACUUGAAGAUUUCUUGCCCAGAAACUUUUGUGGUGUUAUUUUUUUAUUUGCUGUUGUUUAUUGAAGUCACUUAAUUUGAUGAACAUUGUUUUGCAUUUAUUUUCUCUUUCAUGUUGAAGGAGAAGUCUAGUGAAAUGCAGAGCAGAUUUGAAUCACGGUAUUUCUGAUUCUGAAUGUAAUAUACAUUUUUUGUGUGGAAGGACAUUUCGCAGGCUGGCGCUGUUUCUGUCCAUUUUGGAAGUCCAUUCCAGACAGUAACUACCAGUUUUGUUUUUUUAAUGCACUUGGACAUUUGUAUUAUUUUUUCCAGUGUGCUAUUGCCUCUUGGCUGUGAUCAUUUUUGUUUUAUGAUGUGAACUUAACCUUUCUUGUGCAAAGUUCGAGGGCUAUUUUUUGGGAAAUCAGGGCUUGAAAAAUAUGUUGUAUAUAAACUAUGACCAGGAGCAAUAGUGAAAUGAUUUUGAAGGAGAUUCUGUGUACAUGCAAAUCCCAUAAUCUUCAUUCUUUUAUACUAGGCAUGACGUUCUUCUGGCCUUCUUUUCAAUUAUAAAUUUAUAUUUUGCAAAUAAGUGGGACUGGGAAAAGACUCUGCUAAUCAUUCUAAGACGAACAAUGAUUCACAUUAUCUCUUUGUAUAGGCUAAUAUUUUUCAUGCUACUGACCUCUUUCAAAAGCCUUAAUAUAGUUCAGACUGGAAAAAAAAGUAUAAUGGGAAAAAUAAUCUGUCAUGGAACUCUGAUCUGAAUAUCUACCAAAGGAAGUUGACUGUUAGUACAUGUAAGAUUUGGGAGGGGGGGGUUACAAUUUGUCCACUUAAUAGAUUUUCAUUGACGUAUCUAGUUUAUCUGUCUUCUGUUGUCAUUUGGCAAACUUUCCUUUUGCAUUGUCUUAAAAUGAAACUAUACAUUGGAAAACACAUUCCAGUAAUUGCCCUGUGGUCAACAUUUGUACAUUAGAACAGCCUUCAAAGACCCAAAAUGUUGCAUUGUCUUCAGCUAUAUGAGUGACAGGGGAAUUGUUAGUGAUUUGCUGCACUCUUAUGAGAAGCUAGAUAAACGUGACCAAAUUUGGAUACGUUAUGACUGACCAAAAAGAUAUCAGAAAGUAUAGUUGCAAAUCUACCCCAGAUGAUAUAUAGCAUUUUUAAUUAAGAAUGUCUUCAGGGAAAGAAAACCUUGACAUUCAGCAUGCAAAUAGAAUGAUCUCGCUAAGGCCUUAAGUGCCUACUGCACAGAGAACCGUCAUAGCACUGCUGAGACACUCCAUGUUUUAAGAUCCACAGACUGAUCAUGCGAAAUGAUAUGUUUCCUUCUAGGUGUAUAUAGGAGUAUGUCAUUUUGUCUAAAGGAGGCUUGUAUAAAUAUGUGUAUGUAUGUAUGUAUGUAUAUAUAUAUAAAAUAUCUAUGUGUGUUUUGUUUAUUUCAACAUUUAAUUGUCUUUUCAAAUAUGUUGACAGUGCUGGGAGGUCAUUUAUAAGUCUGCAUGGUACUUUUCUGUACUGGAUGCUAUAAGAACUACAUUUUCCAUAGUCUGUUCAGACAAGAAGUGAACUUGUUUUGUUUCUCGUAUCAAUUUGCACUUGUUCUGGAAGACAAAUGUCUUUUUUUUGUCAUGCAGAUGAAGCCUGGAUUGUCAAGUAACAGAUCACUUUUAGUAAGAAGUCAUUGCUUCUCUCGCACAGCAAGGUCUUCAGUCUGAUUAUGACAGUUUGCUAGGUUGGGGGGGUGGUCAGGUGUCAGAGGCUGUCGACAUUUUACUGGGAAGGAGUUAAUACGUUCAUACCAUGUAUGAAGGAUUUGUACUUCCUCAUUACUAUUCAAGUACUAGACUUUCCUGGUUCUUUCUUAGGUGCUGAGUAAGGAUACCUUCUUGUACUGCAUUAAAUGUCAUGUAAUUAGCCCACAAUGCAAGUGCUAUGCACUAAGUCCUAGAAGUUGAUACAUUGCCUUUUGAGUAAUAAUCUAUGCAGUUGAAGCCUUACUGGUUUGGGACUUAACCCUACAAUUGGUGCUUUUUCUUUUUGGCAUGUCACCAUGCACUUAUCCUGUUGGUCCUGUAUGUACACUAGACAUUGUAAUGGUUUCAGCAUGUGCUGUGCAGGUGAUGCAUUAGCUGCUGCUUUGUAUUUUUCCCUGCAUGUGAUACAGUACCUUCCUUCUGUGCACCUGACUUUGCACUUAAGAUAUUACCUUUUGUACAUGCACUAGGCUCUGCAUGUCAUAUAUUACCUGCUGUGCACCUGACUUUGCACUUAAGAUAUUGCCUUUUGUGCAUGCACUAGGCUCUGCAUGGCAUAUAUUACCUGCUGUGCAUUUGGCUUUGCAUUAGAUGUGUUGCCUUCUGCACACUGCGCCUGUCUAGUUGCAUGUCAUAAACCAUGCACAAAGUCUGGCUUAAUGGUGCAGCACCUCUUUGCACUAGAGCUUGCAGAUCAUGUGUAAUUUACUGUGGAUCUGGCAACCAUGCUGAUGGGGAAAUUACCGAGCAUCAUCCUGCAAGUUAUGCAUGAGGCUGCUCUACUGGUUGUACACCAGUUGCUGAGCAAAUUGCUCUGCAGAUGAUCUAUUAGGCUGUACUACUGAUGAAACAUUUGCUGAGUACAUUGCCUUGCGGGUGAUGCAUUAUACUGCAUGGAUGCCUACCCAGUUGCAGAACACAUUGGCUUGGAGUGACAAUUAUGCACCACUGCUGAUUAGCUAAUUGCUGUACAACUGUGAACUGGUACAUUCUUUGAAAUUUCACUACAGUGUGCCCAGGUAAAUAUCACCUAUUGUUCAACAAGUCUAUGCAUUAACUGCAUUGAACUAGGCCCGUUGUUCAUAUAUGUCUGGGAUGUGGUACUGACAGGCAAAUCGGAGGGCAUAACAUUCCAUCCUAGGUAAGACUUUACAACAUCCAUAAUAUGUAGUUUCUGCUUCAAACAGCUCGCUGUUUGGUCUUAAAAAAUAUUGAUUUAGUUUUCCUAGCUAAAGUCUAUGCCUGUUGACCAAUUUAUAACCCAUGGAAAAGUAAUACAUAGGUGCUUCAUGGAACAGUGCCAAGGCAAGACAGAUAUUUAAGUAGUGAAGAUAUAAAGAUGCAGCAAAUUAGUGGAAGAGUGAGAUUGUCCUUUUUAACAGAAAAUUUGACAAAGUGCAGUGUGGAGUGGAGAAGUAUUGCAGAAGCAUAAAUGAUGUCCCAGCAACAGUACUUUCAAAACAGACUAUCCUUUUACUGUUCUGAAGUCUUAAUCUUGUUUACUGAAAUGGAAGAAGACAUGUUUUGUAGUAACUGUUAGAUGGUGUGUGUUUUUGCAAGGCAUACCCCCUAGAGUAAAUGAACAGCAUGGGGUGUACAGACAUAUUUUUACUGAACUGCGAUGGAGAGUUAAGCAGUCUGAGAGAGGGAACAAAUGCUAUGAAAUGGUAAAAAAGAAUGCUGUAAACUGAUUGGUCAAGAACAGACUGUAGCUGGACUUUCUUUUCAAUGUUACCUUAGUUUAAAUUAAGUUACAGGACUUUUAAUAAAAAUGGCUGUUUCAGAAUUGCAGUGUAGGGGUUGCAGUAUUGUGUGAUAACUGUACUUGGAUGCCUGAAACCCUUGGUUGUGUCUCCUGUUCUUUGCUCAUGGCAGGCUAUCAGCCACCUGUAACAUGCCCCAUUAUUCCAUAUUGCUUGGUAGCAUACUAGAAUUUAUAAAAUAGGAAGUAUUUAAUUUUAUAUUCAGUGAUAUAAAUUUUGCAAGUACAUGGGCCUAUUUCUGUACUGCUGUGGGCUCAGCCUUUUCAUUUGCUUCAAUUCACGGCAUGUCUGGAUCAGUUAUGGUACCUUGGUAAAAGUAAACAGGAGACCGUGACCAGUUGCUGUCAGUAUGUUGUGCAGGAUCUUUUGGAUCUGGUGAAGCACUGGGCUUUUUCUGUGGUACAGUUAAUCAUUGAUGAUGUUUCUACAUUCUGUGUGGUACUGCCGUUUAGACAAUGCUACGACCAAGUAACUGCCUGAAUAAAAGCACUGUGUCCAUACUUUACUGUCAGAAUUUACAUUUUUACAACUAAGUGAAAUAUACUUUUAACAAUUAGGCCACUCUUGGUGGAAAUGCACUGCCAUUGUACAAAUCUGGCCUUAAAAAUGGGAAGCCAUGUAAUAGAUAACAUAGUUGUACAACAUAAAUUUAUGCAUUUGACACUCAUCACUGUUUUUCUCCAGCACUCAAACGAUUGCCUGCAGUCACUGUGCCAUGACACAGCUUGUGUUUUGUCUGUUUUUCUCCUCUCUUUUACAGAUUCCUUGUACGUCUGUAGUAGUUUUUGCUUUUCCUUUGGCUUUUAGCCCAUCUACUAGCUGCAUCGGUACUAUUUCCUUUGGUUUAAGGUGCAGAAAAAUUAGAGUAGGUAUGUUAUACCAACAUCAAGCUCUACAGCACUUAAAUCACUUCAGAUGCCGCAGUACCCAUAGUGAAUUGUAUAGCAUCAGGUUGCAAGUCUUGUACCAGUAUUUUCCAGUUUAUAUUUUAGAAGAGUUGUUACUGCACUUUUGUCAUUUUAUGUAGAAGAGAUGCAUGCACUCGAAGAAUUGAAUACUUCUAAAAUAUUACUUUGCUGUGUGUGCUUUGAGGCUUCCUUCAGAUUGUCCUCCCUUGGCAUUUCAGAGGAACAAUAUUACAUCUUAAGAGUCUACAGUGAUAGCUGUUAGCAUAGUCAGAGGCCUAUAACCUUGUUCUGAGAGUGAAAUGUCUUGAAACAAUAGUAAAGAGUGCAGGGCUAGGGUGGAACAUUGGAUCCUUCAGUUUGUCACUUCUGGAAAUCAGAAUGAAAGUAGGUAUCCAAGGGAUGUGCCACUAUUACUAGAUGGUUUCUUCUUAGUUAAGCAACAGUGGACAGCUGAUGGUAUAUGCCUUUCAACUCUGUCCAAGCCUACAAAACAAUUCGUGUAGAUUCAUUAACUAGGAAAUAUUGAGUGCUGUGUUACGAAACAUGUAAGUACAUAUAGUGCCUGUUCCUUGCCCAUAACUCUUGUAGCAGUGGAAGUAAAAGAAGCAAAGUCCAGCAGUUUCAAAUCUGUGAGAUCAGAUGGUGCUUCCCUCUUCAGUUCAUUCCAGUCUACGUCUCUGCUCUGAUGUUGUAUUUACAAACUGUUCUCCUGCAAGUGCUCACAUGUCAUUCCGGGCCUUUCCAUUUCCAUUGUUUGGUCAAAAAAUGUCUGUAUUGUGUUUGUUUCAUGGCCAGUGCUGGUCUUCCAUCCAGGAUAACAGUACUUUUGUUUUAUAAGUAAAGUUUGCAUUACAAGUUUUGUAAAAGGUAUGUGUAGGGCCUUUAAUUUUUCAACUAAGCAGCCCAUACCUUUCUGCCCUAUUAAAAGAGUUAAGUGUUUUACACGUUUUUUCUUGUUGGGGUUUUUAAAAUGGUGUAACAAAGAUUUUUUGUAUAAAAUGCAUUUUCUACCAUUUUAAUAGCUCUUCGCACCUUGUUCCGUGAAGGGAGGUGGGUGUCUAGGAGCAGUAUUUGAAGUGGAAAUCCUUUGUGUUACCUGAAACAGAUGACUUAAGUCUUAUUUUUUCAUGAUGACUGCACUGGAUAUAGCAUUGUGGAUUUAAGGAAAUAAAAGGAAAAUGUACUAUUUUUUCAUAUACACUUGUAAUAAAAUUUUCAUUGGAAACACAA